Messenger RNA from Piliocolobus tephrosceles (Ugandan red Colobus), 2434 nucleotides. RefSeq names its product tumor protein p63 regulated 1 like (gene TPRG1L). Bases 125 to 943 code for a protein of 272 amino acids. The record is from RefSeq and is a predicted model, not a curated record. Lineage: Eukaryota; Metazoa; Chordata; Mammalia; Primates; Cercopithecidae. The transcript has 5 exons. Gene Ontology annotation, cellular component: cytoplasm; synaptic vesicle.
GGUCCGCGGGGCGGGGGCGGGGGCGGGGCCGGGGCGCGGCCGGGCUGUGGCGGUGGCGUUGGCGGUGGCUGCGGCGACGGCGGCCUCGUCGGCGUAAGGGUUGGGGUCGGUAAGAGGCGCGGCGAUGCUGCAGCUGCGGGACUCGGUGGACUCUGCCAGCACUAGCCCCACGGCGGUGCUGGCGGCCGGCGAGGAGGUGGGGGCAGGCGGCGGCCCGGGCGGGGGACGGCCGGGAACGGGGACGCCGCUGCGCCAGACACUCUGGCCUCUUAGCAUCCACGACCCCACGCGCCGCGCCCGCGUCAAGGAGUACUUCGUGUUCCGGCCCGGCAGCAUCGAGCAGGCCGUGGAGGAGAUCCGCGUGGUGGUGCGGCCCGUGGAGGACGGCGAGAUCCAGGGAGUGUGGCUGCUGACCGAGGUGGAUCACUGGAACAAUGAGAAGGAGCGGCUGGUGCUGGUCACGGAGCAGUCACUGCUUAUCUGUAAAUACGACUUCAUCAGUCUCCAGUGCCAGCAGGUGGUCCGGAUAGCGCUCAACGCAGUAGAUACCAUUUCCUACGGAGAAUUCCAGUUUCCCCCGAAAUCGCUCAACAAGCGAGAAGGUUUUGGGAUUCGAAUUCAGUGGGACAAGCAAAGUCGUCCUUCCUUCAUAAACAGAUGGAAUCCCUGGUCUACCAACGUGCCCUAUGCCACUUUCACAGAACACCCGAUGGCUGGCGCAGAUGAGAAGACAGCAUCUCUGUGCCAGUUGGAAAGCUUCAAGGCUCUGUUAAUUCAAGCUGUCAAAAAAGCCCAAAAAGAAAGCCCUUUGCCAGGACAGGCGAAUGGCGUGCUGAUCCUGGAGCGUCCUCUGCUCAUCGAGACCUACGUGGGACUCAUGUCCUUCAUUAACAACGAGGCUAAACUAGGCUACUCCAUGACCAGGGGCAAAAUAGGCUUUUAGCUGGCUGCAUUCUGGGAGCUCCUCCCCGUCCCGAGAAGGCCAAGGGAUGUGGGGGCCGGGGACUGGGAGGCUUGGCAGUCUUCACGCUGCCCUGCUGCCGGCUGGAAGGAUGGGGGUCUUUUACCUGUAGGGAUCUCAGCACAAUUAGAAUAGUAAAGUGAAUUCUAUCUAUUUAAUUGGAUAUUGGACUCUGCUAAUACAGGCUACAGACAAAAGCCAAGAGACUGUCGCUGUUUCUGUGCUGCUGGUAUUUCAUCCUCUGUAACUUCAGUUCUGGUGUUUUCCUCGAGUAUCUACUUGGCUUCUUGCGGUUUUUCCCACCCCCGCUGGCCCAGCACGCGGGACCCACAGCACGCCCCUCAGCGCUUACAUAGGCUGCUGAAAACGGAGGUAUCUGGUACCUCGAGUGCCUGCAGUUGCAAGUAUGUUUACACUUGGUGUCCAAUUUUGUAUUUUAAAAUGUAAUCCAUUUGUACUUCAGCUCAUCUAAAAGCAGCCAGCAGACCGGUUGACUAAGACCAGUCUGUACCUGUAGGCCCCUUGGUGACCCGCUGCUCUUUUGGAAAUGGGUGACCUGAAGUCACACUUUUUCCACAAUUAACCCAAGUUGUGUUAAUACUUCAGGUCUGUUUCCCAGACCCAGAAAGCUUUACAGAAAAUCAUUUUAAGACAAUUUAUUAAUUUGAGAAAGUCACCUUGACAGUUCUUUGCACACAGGUUUUACAACUCUGGAUUCUGAGUUUGGAUUGUAUUCAUAUUUAAAAGGGAAUCGGGUAGUUUGCUUUUUGAGUAAUGCACUUUAAAACGAGGAACCGUGUCAGGCCAGCACAGUGGCUCACGCCUGUAAUCCCAGCAUUUUGGGAGACUGAGGCAGGCUGAUCGCUCUAGCUUAGAAGUUGCAGAGCAGCCUGGGCAACACGGUGAAACCCCGUCUCUACCAAAUAUACAAAACACAGCCGGGUGUGGUGGCGCGUCUGUGGUCCCAGCUUCUCAGGAGGCUGAGCCAGGAGGAGGAGGUUGCAGUGGGCUGAGAUGGCGCCACUGACUGCAUUCCAGCCCGGGCAACAGAGGGAGACUUCAUCUAUCAGAUCCUUAUGAAGCAGCUGAUGCCUGCCUUGAUUCCUCAACAGCUCCAGCAUAGACUCGGGGCUUUGUCCAAGUCUCGCACUAAACAUGCCUGGGCUUCGAUGUGCCUGGAGGAUUUCCCCACAGGGACCCACGCACCUCCCUGUAUCUACGCAGCUUGCUCAUGUGGCUGGAAGCGCUGUUGAUAAGUUUCACGCACUGGCUCGCCAGCUCUUCGUCUCUAGGACUUGUAGCUUUAAGUGAACGGUGUGGUGUGGGUUGAGUGUGGCCACUUGCGGGAUGUGCAGGGCUGUCUCGGAAGCUGGCUGGGGACUCCAGCCUCUGUGUUCAUAAAGACAUUUAGAAGUGGAUGGAUGUUUUUCCUUUUUUGAAGUUGGUAUUAAAGUAGGUGCAACAACCAAGAAA